This is a messenger RNA of Medioppia subpectinata, 1230 nucleotides long. Lineage: Eukaryota; Metazoa; Arthropoda; Arachnida; Sarcoptiformes; Oppiidae. The record is from the annotation of a GenBank genome assembly.
AUGCCCAAAAAAUACAAAACGAAAAACAAGAAAAACGAUGACUUGGAGUCCGACGAAGAACUCGAGGCUCUGAAGAAUCAAUACAAUGAAGACUUCAAUAAAACUGAUGAUAAGCCUCAAGAAGCGAAGGAAGCGGUUCCAGAAGUGGCCGAAGAAGUGACUAUACCUAAGACUAAGGUUAAGACUAAAGGGAAGGCAAAAUCAGGUGCCAAAGGAAAGGCUAAACCAGAGACCAAACCAGAGGCCAAACCGGAGGCCAAACCAGAAGCCAUAGAGGAGUCCGAACCGGAGAUCGAAGAAACGACUGAAUCAGAUGUCAAAGAGAAGUCUAAACCCGAAACAAAAGCUGAGGUGAAAGAGACGACUGAAGUGACGGAAAGUAAUGAAGACAUGGAUGUGAUUGACAGCAAAAUGAAGAAACUGACGCAUAAAGAGAAGCGGAAACUAAAAUUACUAAAACAGAGAGAAGCAGAAGAAGCGGAACUGAUUCCACAACUGGACACUAACUUCACUGUCUCGACGUCUAUCACACAAUCGGCACAAAUAAUAGACAAUUCACUAAAAGUGGACUGUUUUACGAUAAGCGCCGCCGGAAAGGAGCUAUUAGUGAACGCUUCGCUCUCUAUAACAAUGGGUCGACGCUAUGGUCUGAUUGGACCCAACGGUUACGGAAAGACAACUCUUAUGCGACAUAUCGCCGACAAGAGAGCUCUUCAUUUACCAAAAGAAUUGGAUGUAUUGCUGUGCGAACAGGAAGUAAUGGCUGAUGAAACCAGUGCUGUGAAUGUUGUGCUCAGAAGCGAUACGGCGAGAGUUGCACUCCAGGAAGAAUUGGAUCAAUUGUUGGCUAAAGAGGGCGACCAAAACAGUGACCGAAUCAAUGAGAUAUACACUCAGUUGAGCGCAAUGGGCGCCGAUAGCGCGGAAUCGCGAGCCCGACGUAUAUUAGCCGGUUUGGGAUUCACCACACGUGAGAUGCAGGACAGGGCCACUCAUCACUUCAGCGGCGGCUGGAGAAUGAGGGUCUCUCUCGCGCGCGCCCUCUUCAUGGAGCCCACGCUUCUUCUGCUCGACGAACCGACCAAUCAUUUAGACCUGAAUGCCGUCAUUUGGUUAGACAACUAUCUCCAGAACUGGAAGAAGACACUGAUUGUGGUCUCACACGACCAGUCAUUUCUGGAUAACGUUUGCACAGAUAUUAUACAUUUAGACCAACAAAAGCUCUUCUAU